AAACUAGCCCUUCAGGUAGCAGCCUGCCUUCAAGAGCCGGCUGCCCUCCUCUGCACCUGCCUGCGGCUACAACAAUCACACACAGGCUGGUUUGAAACCUGUCCCUCUGUCUAGAGCUCUUGCUCCGUGACUUGGGUAGUUCAGUGACAUUUUGUUGUUUCGAUAAAGAAGAUGUCACUUCUUUUCUUUUUCAUUUUCAGCAUCAUUUACUUUCCAAUUUCCUUUGUGCAUUCCUUUUUCAUAACUGCUUACUUUUACUUUCUAGGAAUGUUAAAAGAGAGAGGAAAGUUCUGAGUCUUGAAAAUCAUACAGGAAAUAUGUGACCUCUUCUUUUCCCUUACAUUUUCUCUUCCUGUUUUUGCAACAAACCUCAAGGUGGAAAUAGAAAAUAUUUCAGGAGCAUUAGGACAACUUUUAUAAAGUAAAACAACAAAUACAAAAGAAGAGGUAAGAAUUUUAGAAUUAGGCAAAAAUAGCAAAGAAAAAAUGGAUUGCUUGACCAUGAUUUUGACAGAGCUAGGACAAUGGCCUUGGUUGGGACAAAGCAGCGGCCCGAAGCAGCAAAGACACAUUCCAGCUGCUCAAACACCUGGACGGUGGUGGUGGUUGCACUUUACACUUCGUGAGGGCAGGAGUGGAGGUUAACCAUCUUGGUAUAGCCCAAGCUCAACGUAAUGAUGGGCAAGUACUAAAUAUUCAGUAAUUUUCUCCAUUGAGCAGAGCAAAUAAAACUAAAUUUGACAAACUAAAUAUUUUGUCGCCGAGAAUAAGGUAAGAUCUAUGCCUGUAAAGAUCAGGUGUCUUUUACAUCUGAUCAACACUUCCAAGAGGGAAGGGAGGAGCAAGAAGAUUUAGAAAAGAAGCCUAACAAAGCCUUCUUAAAAGUCGUUUUUAACAUCAGAGAGAAAUAUCCAGAUGUCCCUAUCAAUAGUUCAAAGUUGGUUUUUGCUGAGAUGAUAAGCAUUUCCUUGAAUUGGGACUUCUAAGCUUUUAAUGAAUAAAUUUCACUUCAGUUGUAAGAAUACAGAAAGAGUCGAAAGUAAUGACAACUUUCCAGGUUCUCGAAGAGAAAGGAAAGUCCAAAAUGGGGAAGUACAAAGACCUGGGGAAAAUUCAGAGAAUGAAAACUCUUGUGCUGAGUAUUUAAGAGGCACCUAGACAGAAGAUCCUCAGAGAAGCUAGACAAAAGCUCUCAAUCUCCCGUCUCAACCAGAAGAGCUGCGUCUUGGCACUUACCAAUGGCUUUCUCAGUGUCUUCCCUGAUGGCACUGGUGGUGAUCUCCUCCAGCCCCGUCUCCUCCAUGAGCUGCGACCUGCCUGCGAGCCUUGACUUGAGAAAGCAGGAGACCCUCAGAGUUCUGGACCAAAUGGAGACAAUCUCUCCUCCUUCCUGUCUGAAGCACAGGACAGACUUCAAAUUCCCCCAGGAGCAGCUGGAUGGCAGGCAGUUCCCAGAGGCCCAGGCCACGUCUGUCCUCCACGAGAUGCUCCAGCAGAUCGUCAACCUCUUCCACACAGAGCGCUCCUCUGCUGCCUGGAACACGACUCUGCUGGACCGACUCCUCACGGGACUCCAUCAGCAGCUGGAAGACCUCAACACCUGCUUGGAUGAGCAGACAGGAGAGGAAGAAUCCGCCCUGGGAACUGUGGGCCCUACACUGGCCGUGAAGAGGUACUUCAGGAGAAUCCGUCUGUACCUGACAGAGAAGAAAUACAGUGACUGUGCCUGGGAGAUUGUCAGAGUGGACAUCAUGAGAUCCUUCUCUUCAUCAGCAAACCUGCAAGGAAGAUUAGGAAUGAAGGAUGGAGACCUGGGGUCACCUUGAAAUGAUUCUCCUACACUACUGGGCCAUGGCACCCUUGCACCUGUCUUUAGUCAUUUCAAAAGGCUCUUAUUUCUGCUUUGGUCAUAUACUUUAUUGAAUUCAAUUCAGCAAAUAUUUUGUCAGUAGUUUUAAGCAAGAAUAUGUAAGAAAUAUUCAGGUCCUAGAGCAUCAGUGCUUAAGAGAGGGCUGCCCUCAUGUUUCUAUUUAUUGUUUGUUUGUUUAUUUAUUUAUAUUUAUUUAUUUAUUCUUUUCUCUUAU
This is a messenger RNA of Equus caballus (horse), 2084 nucleotides long. The record is from RefSeq and is a predicted model, not a curated record. Lineage: Eukaryota; Metazoa; Chordata; Mammalia; Perissodactyla; Equidae.